This is a messenger RNA of Suillus plorans, 1333 nucleotides long. RefSeq lists its product as uncharacterized. The record is from RefSeq and is a predicted model, not a curated record. Bases 15 to 1118 code for a protein of 367 amino acids. NCBI's taxonomy places the organism in Eukaryota, Fungi, Basidiomycota, Agaricomycetes, Boletales, Suillaceae. The transcript is spliced from 6 exons.
CAUGGGACUGUCCCAUGUAUACGCGGUUUCGCUUAGGCAACCAUUGGGACAUUCACGCCAUCCUCAAAGAAGCUGGUCUCGAAGAACUACUGUCCAUUGAUACCAACAUUGCACCAAAAAAUAGAAUCGAACAGGAAGCAUCCGAGUCUCAAGGCGAUUCCAGAAUAGAGCGCACCUCCCGUUCUUCACUCAGUGACAAGUCUUUCUUGCAAGCUGAUGCUACGCGAUGUCACGACGAGUUUGGCGGUGUUGAUGAACUCUCACCAAGGUUUUUUGACAUUAUGGACGCCCAUAAUUCUUCCCCACCGGGUGGUGCCCGCCCUCAUUCGUCUGCAAGUGUGCUCACUGCUCGUCUUUCCUCACUCUUCCACCACUUUCGACCCGACAAUGCUGAAGCAACAGAAACUUCGCAACCCCCAACACCUUCGAGGUUGCACCCCCGUCUGCUUUUCGCUCGCCUGUCCUCACUCAUACACCGUUCUUCACCUGAGAAUGAUGCACUAGAUGAACUUCAACAACCCUCCACGCCUUCACGGUUAGAUCUACAUGCACUACUCGUUCACCUGUCGUCACUUUUCCCCGGCUCUCGACUCAAUACAGGCGGAGAAACUGAAGGUCAUCCCACAACGCCUCCAGGUUUACGUCCGGAUGCACUUAUUGAUCGCCUGUCCUCAUUCUUCCGCUCUCAACCCCACAAUGAUGAAGAAAUCGAACUCCCGCAACGCCCAAGGCGUCCUCAUGUUGUCGAAGUGGCGGCAGUGCGAGACAGGCAGGCAUUGUAUGUUGCUCCGCGGCCGCGACCUCGUCCACGCACUCAGCCUAAUGGUACUGCAACACAUGCACAAUCACAACCUAUCACAUGGUGGGCUCAUGUCGUGCUUUUUCUUUGCUGUGUAUCUCUUCAGCACACCCAUGGCAAUGUGAUACCAACGCAGCAGCAGCAAUGUCAAUCACAAGGCCCAGCUCAGCCUCAGGCGUUAUCAUCGCAGACUCAGCCUGCUGCCGUUUCGGAUGCGACACCUCCUGCUUCAAACGUGCAGUCACGACCCCUUCCAUUGCGAGCUCGUUUCGUACUUUUUCUUUGUUGUGUGUCUCCCCCACACGCCGAUGGUCAUUGAUGCAGCGCGUGUACAACUAUCUUACAAGUGUACUAUCUAGUUCUUUCUUAGACAGACAUUCACUUUUCACAAGCUCCUCAACGUUCAACCUUGAUUGUCCUUCUGGGUAAGCGGUUGUUGUCCUGGCUGCAGAUCCUGGUGCUCUACGACAGACAUCUUGUUUACCAAUCGAAUCAUCAGCAUUCUUUCCUUGGAUUCCCCACCUCAGCCAGUGU